CACAUGUUACUCGGGCACAGAAUGAUAUAAAGCAGGCCGUCGUCGCUAGAUUGAAUGAUAGCAAGUCUACUCACACUCGUUUGACAACUUUCAGUUUUUCAUUAUGUUUUCCAAUUGUUUCAUUCCUUUUCUUCUGGCCUCCGCCCUGCCGUCCGUCCUGGCUGACGGUUACAGCAACAUCGAUCGGUCUGCCACCUCGGGAGCCCAGUCUCUCCUCCGACUGAUCCAAUCCCGGUUCGGAUCUCAAUAUCUUUCCGGCCAGCAGGAUCUGGCCAGCCUUCAAUGGGUGCAGGAGAAUAUUGGCAAAACUCCCGCCAUCCUAGGCAGUGACUUCAUGGAUUACACUCCCUCCUCUGUUGCGCACGGCUCCAAAUCCAACGCCACCGAGGACGCCAUCAACUUCCACCACCAAGGCGGUAUCAACGCACUCGUCUGGCACUGGCGGGCACCAGCCUGUCUCUACGAUACCUCUGAAAACCCCUGGUAUACAGGAUUCUACACCAAGGCAACGUGCUUUGACGCCAAAAAGGCGCUGGCCGAGGCAAGCCACAACGGAACCAACUAUGGCCUCCUGCUCCGCGAUAUCGACGCCAUCGCCGCUCAAAUCAAGCGUCUCUCCGCAGCCAACGUUCCGAUCUUGUUUCGUCCCCUGCACGAACCCGAGGGCGCAUGGUUCUGGUGGGGCUCCCAAGGGGCCGACACAUUCCUCGAGCUCUGGGACCUCGUCCACACCCGCAUCACGGUGCAUCAUAACCUUCACAAUAUCGUCUGGGUAUGCAACACCGCGGACCCCAAGUGGUAUCCUGGCAACGACAAGUGUGAUAUCGCGACGAUCGAUCACUAUGCCGACGCUGGGGACCACGGAGUCCUGGAGCAGAAAUGGCAUGCGCUGUACGAAGUGACUGGCGGUCAGCGAGUGCUGGCGUUAGCUGAAGUCGGCGUCAUUCCGGAUCCGGAGCAGCAGGCCAAGACUAACACACACUGGGCCUACUGGAUGACCUGGUCUGAGGAGUUUAUUAAGGAUGGCAAGUACAACACCAAGGAGUUUCUUCAGAAGGUGUACGAGAGUCCUUACAUUGUCACGCUGGAGGAUGCUCAGAAGCAUGGCAAUGGAACACUCUCGCGUCGUCGCCGUUUCUAGGGGAAUGAAGUUGCUUCACAAAACAUUAAGAGGUAUAUUGAGUGUUUUCGUUUGGUCCUACCAGCUUAGAAAGGUGUUGUACCUGGUCUUGAACUUAUUGUUAGGUAGUUGUGCUGCCGUGAUGUAGACACUAGUCGCUCUUUGAAUUCAUUCCGUGUUGUUCCCGC
This is a messenger RNA of Aspergillus steynii IBT 23096, 1308 nucleotides long. RefSeq names its product glycoside hydrolase. Gene Ontology annotation, molecular function: mannan endo-1,4-beta-mannosidase activity. The record is from RefSeq and is a predicted model, not a curated record. Bases 104 to 1141 code for a protein of 345 amino acids. The transcript has a single exon. Gene Ontology annotation, biological process: substituted mannan metabolic process. NCBI's taxonomy places the organism in Eukaryota, Fungi, Ascomycota, Eurotiomycetes, Eurotiales, Aspergillaceae.